Lycium barbarum (goji berry) is the source of this 669-nucleotide messenger RNA. RefSeq names its product zinc finger BED domain-containing protein DAYSLEEPER-like. NCBI's taxonomy places the organism in Eukaryota, Viridiplantae, Streptophyta, Magnoliopsida, Solanales, Solanaceae. The transcript is spliced from 2 exons. The record is from RefSeq and is a predicted model, not a curated record. Bases 1 to 669 code for a protein of 222 amino acids. Gene Ontology annotation, molecular function: DNA binding; protein dimerization activity.
AUGGCUAUAGAAAUGGAGAAAAAGUUUAAAAAAUAUUGGCAGGAAGAGUACAGUCCGAUUGCUACAAUGGCAGUAGUCCUUGAUCCUCGGUAUAAGUUAAGUCUCAUGGAUUUUUGCUUCUCUAAACUUGAUCUAUUUACUUCCAAUGAAAAGGUAAAGGUUGUUGAAGAUAAUAUGCAAAAAUUAUUUAAGGAGUACUUGAAACCUUCAAUUUCUGAUGUUGAUACGGUAAGAAGUAGUAGUGGUGGAUGUGAUGUUGAAAUGGCAGAUGAAAUGGAGGAGUAUGAUAAUUUUAUAAGUCCAUCUCAACCUGGUUCAAAAAAGACACAACUAAGUUUGUACUUGGAAGAGCCUGUGUUGGUUCGCAAAGGAAAUGAAAAUUUAGAUGUGCUUAAAUUUUGGAAGGAUAAUAGGAUUAAAUAUCCGGAACUCUCAUUGAUGGCACGUGAUUUGUUAAGUAUUCCUAUCACCAGUGUUUCAUCCGAGUCCGCUUUCAGUGUUGGAGGUCGUGUUAUUGGAAAAUUUCAAACCUCUAUUUUACCCGAGAAUGCAGAAGCUAAGUUGUGUUCGCGAGAUUGGCUUUAUGGUCAUCAAGCUUCUGAUGACUCUGAAGAGGAAUAUGACAUUGCAAUAGACAUGGGGAAAUUUUCUGCUAUGCCUUCCAGCUAG